This is a messenger RNA of Symbiodinium sp. CCMP2456, 2037 nucleotides long. NCBI's taxonomy places the organism in Eukaryota, Dinophyceae, Suessiales, Symbiodiniaceae. The record is from the annotation of a GenBank genome assembly.
AUGGCCUGUCGUAAGCGACCGCUCUACGCAAUGGGGCCUCCGGAAGAUGCGUUUAUGGAAACUCUUGCUGAGGUAAUCCACUAUAUGGGAGUUCCAGAUCCGCCCACACAGGAUGUCACCAGGGGCGCCGAUGUACCGUUCCCGGAGAGUCAUGCUUGCACCAUGGAGCCCAGGAAGCGGCCGCGCUGGCAGGUGUUUCAGUCUUGUAGUUUGAGACAGACGCUAGCUGAGUUGGGAAUUCCGGCGGCUCCUUCGGUGGAUGUCUCCAGGAUGAGAGAGGCUUGGCGGAAGGCGAGGCAGGCGGCUCGCGUGCCGAUCAUGUGCCCAGAGCCUUCAAGCACACGGCUCGUCGAUAGCAUGCCUGACGCAGGGAAAGCUAAUUCUGGAGGGUUGCUUUGUGCCGAAUCCACGACAGUGCAUCUCAGCGAGAUGAUACCCACAACGGGGAUGCGGAAGGAAGGAGUGCAGAACCCUGUGGUCCAAGGAGGGGUUCAGCCACAGCAAUGCGAAGAGUUGAAAAGGGGAGAGUCGAAAGAUUCAGAUGCGCUUUCACUUGUCAAGAAAGAGGAUUUUGAGUUCCUCGAGUGGCAAGGCCACAAUGACGCGAGAAUGCUGCUCCGGCGGAUCCACAACGAGACCUUCGGAGACGAGGCUGCGUCCUAUCAGCAGUACAUAGGCAUGUCCUUGGGGGACAUGCCUCCUAAGAUGGGGCUGAUUCGCUUCCUGCAGCGCUACAAAGGGGGCCAUAGCACGUCCGAUUUCUACUUUGAGCACAAUUGGAGCGAAGGCAGUUGUUCUGCACGACUCGUUGUUCCGGCCUUCUCCGACCACAGUUAUGAAGGCGAAGCCUGCGAGACGAAAGGGCAGGCAGAAGCCUCUGCAUAUGAAGCCUUCAGCUUGGAUGACUAUGUGCAGUACGUUGCGUCCAGACUGCCACCGUCCAUCAAGCACCUCCGGCGACUUGUCCGCUUGACGUGCUAUGAGGCCAGGGCAUUGGUGCAGAUGGGGAUUGAUCUGCAACGCCUGCUCAAGAUGAUGGCGAAGCAGUUGCACAGGGGCUUCGAAGAUUUGGAGUGCACAACUGCAGCAUGGGAGGAUAAAGCGAAUGAGGAGUGCCGACAGUAUUUCAUCCAGCACUACAAAUCUCAAAACGUCGAAGAGCGGGAAGCUGCCAUAGGUACGGAACGUGCAAGCCCAAACGAUGUGCAGCCCAUGCCCCCAACCAAAACCAAGCCCGACGAUUCGCUGGCUUUCAAGGAGGCUGAGCGAAUCGCUGCAGAACGAAAAGCGGCUGCGAAAGAGCCGGAGAAGGCCCCUGUGCCGAGCCCUGCGCCCGCGCCCGCGCCAACGCCGACCCCAGCGGCCCCUGUAGCUGAGGAGGAAGAUCUUUGGGAGGUGGUUGGUGGAGUUGACAAGGGCGGCAUCAUGGUGCGGGAAGGCGAGAGCACCACCUCGACGCAGACGGCAGAUCGCUUGUCCACAGGUGCCGUUGUGUUGCUGCUUGAGCUCAAGGGCGACAGGCUCCACUACAAGCUGAAGAGCGGCACGGGUCCAGAAGAAGGAUGGGUGAGCAUUCGGCUGAAAGGGAACGACCUGGUGAUCCCUAUAGUUGGUGAGAACGGCCCCAAAAGGCGGCCCCCUCCGUGGAAAAAUGUGAAGCAGCCGCAGAUUUCCUAUCAAGAGAUGACGGAAAUCGCAAGCAAAAACGACCCUGGCGACUACUACGGCAUGAAGUUCCCUUACACCAAGGACAUGAUCGUUCAGAUGGGACCAGAGUGGUUGACCCAGGCCUUUCACAAGAGCGGCGUCCUUCCGCGGGACAAUGCCGUGACGAAGAUCUCGGACGCCAAAGAGUUUGUUGGAGGUGGCGCAGGUCUCAAAUGCACCUUCACAGUGGAGUACAAGAAGGAUGCACCCUACUUGCACAAGAAGCUUUUUGCCAAGCUCCCCCACAAGCCGGGCGGUUCAGAUCGAUACUACGUCUCCUGCAUGUGGAAUCACGACAGGCCGGAGAUCGUCUUCAACAUCUUCCUCCAG